This is a messenger RNA of Delphinapterus leucas (beluga whale), 1140 nucleotides long. Lineage: Eukaryota; Metazoa; Chordata; Mammalia; Artiodactyla; Monodontidae. The record is from the annotation of a RefSeq genome assembly.
AUGACCAACAUCCGAAAAACACACCCGCUAAUAAAAAUUCUUAACAACGCAUUCAUCGAUCUCCCUACUCCCUCGAAUAUUUCUUCAUGAUGAAACUUUGGCUCCCUACUAGGCCUCUGCUUAAUUAUACAAAUCUUAACAGGCUUAUUCCUAGCAAUACACUACACACCAGACACCUCAACUGCCUUUUCAUCAGUCGCACACAUCUGUCGAGACGUUAACUACGGCUGAAUUAUUCGAUACUUACAUGCAAACGGAGCCUCCAUAUUCUUUAUUUGCCUCUACACCCAUAUCGGACGCAGCCUAUACUACGGUUCCCACACAUCUCAAGAAACAUGAAAUAUUGGUGUACUUCUCCUACUAAUAGUUAUAGCCACUGCAUUCGUAGGCUAUGUCCUACCCUGAGGACAAAUAUCAUUCUGAGGCGCAACCGUCAUUACCAAUCUCCUAUCAGCAAUCCCUUACAUCGGUAACACCUUAGUAGAAUGAAUCUGAGGUGGGUUCUCCGUAGACAAAGCAACACUAACACGCUUCUUCACCUUCCACUUUAUCCUCCCAUUCAUCAUUACAGCGCUAGUAGCCGUCCAUUUAUUAUUCCUACACGAAACAGGAUCCAACAACCCCACAGGAAUCCCAUCCAACAUGGAUACAAUCCCAUUCCACCCCUACUACACAAUCAAAGACAUCCUAGGUGCUUUACUACUAAUCCUAACCCUAUUAACAGUAACCCUAUUCACACCUGACCUCCUAGGAGACCCAGACAAUUACACCCCAGCAAACCCACUAAACACCCCCGCACACAUCAAACCAGAAUGGUACUUCCUAUUUGCAUACACAAUCCUACGAUCAAUCCCCAACAAACUAGGAGGAGUACUAGCCUUACUACUCUCUAUUCUCAUCCUAUUAUUCAUUCCAAUACUCCAAACAUCCAAACAACGAAGCAUAAUAUUCCGACCCCUCAGCCAACUCCUAUUCUGAACUUUAAUUGCAGAUUUCCUAAUCCUAACAUGAAUCGGAGGCCAACCUGUAGAACACCCAUACAUUACCGUAGGCCAACUAGCAUCUAUUUUAUACUUCCUCCUGAUCUUAGUACUAAUACCAGUAGCUAGCCUCAUUGAAAACAAGCUCCUAAAAUGAAGA